This is a messenger RNA of Zychaea mexicana, 792 nucleotides long. RefSeq lists its product as uncharacterized. The record is from RefSeq and is a predicted model, not a curated record. NCBI's taxonomy places the organism in Eukaryota, Fungi, Mucoromycota, Mucoromycetes, Mucorales, Lichtheimiaceae. The transcript is spliced from 4 exons. The annotation marks the transcript as partial.
UCCGUUGAACAGACCAACAACAUGACCUAUGCAGAUCACGCCGCGGCAUUCGGUCCGCGAUUAUCGGAGAAGGGAAAACUGGGCUUCUUAAUUGAACCCGAGCAGGAUCCGACAGGUUGCAGCCCUGUCGUAGUAGAGAAACCACCGUUUCUACAAGAGGAUAGCUGGAUUGCAUUGGUACGGCGAGGAGAUUGUUCAUUUAUUACAAAGGUGCGCUCGAUGCAGAAAAGCGGUGCUACGGCUGUGGUGGUUGGAGAUCCUGACCAUCCGGGCCGUUGGAUCACCAUGUAUGCACCUGGAGACACAUCAGAUGUGUUGAUUCCAAGUGUAUUUCUUGCACAAGAAGAGUACUUGUCGCUGCUAUCAUUAGCGAGGACUGGACCUAUUCCGAUCCGUCUAGAGCUGGACGACUUUAUCUCUUGGCCACUCAUCGACGUUCUCAUCAUCGUCGUUAUAUCACCCACCAUCCUCCUUGUCCUCAUCUACAUUUCAUGGCGUAUCCGUCAACGACAAAAGCGACGAGCCGAGCUGGCAGAUGUCAAGACUGUCAAUAAGCUGACAAUCAAGAAAUUCAACCGGCAAAAGAUACGUGAGAACGAACGGGAAGAAUGUGCCAUUUGUCUAGAGGAUUAUAUGGAGGCCGACAGCCUACGCGUGCUACCGUGUCAACACGAUUUCCACGCGCAGUGCGUUGAUGCAUGGUUAACGACGCAGAAGAAAUUUUGCCCGAUCUGUAAAGCUUGUAUAGAACGACUUCCAUGCCCUCAACAACAGCACGAAAGAGGUAUGUGA